Messenger RNA from Symbiodinium natans, 588 nucleotides. The record is from the annotation of a GenBank genome assembly. NCBI's taxonomy places the organism in Eukaryota, Dinophyceae, Suessiales, Symbiodiniaceae.
AUGGCAGAGCUGAGAUUGCCCUUGGCGCCAGACGGGAAGCUGGGAUACCGGCUUAAGGAAAUGCCACAGCUCCAGCUGCUGGCGCCGGACAUAGGCGGCCCGCUGAAGAGUGCCAAAUCCGUGGGCUUCGAGCUGGCUGCCCCGUUGCCAGAAAGUCCCAUCCGCACCCGGUCGGUGCCGAACCACUGGAGAAUCCGAGCAGAGCUCGAGCCGCCCACGCCGCUCCGAAGGUGCCGCAGCGCGCUGGCGGGAGGUCUUGUUUUCCGUCCAUCCAGCUUGAGCAGCAUUGGCACCUCUCCGCUCUCUGACUUGGCGGGAGCGGACCGCGAGGUGUUCCCAGGAACAGCGGGAGGCCUUCGCGUGGCGAUUGUUGUGAGCGGAUCACGGGGCGACGUCCAGCCACACGUGGCGCUGGCGUUGGACCUGCGUCGCCUGGGACACCAGGUUUGCAUCUUCACGAACGCCAAUCACACGGCUCUUUGCGCCCGCCACGCCGUGGACAUGGUACCGGUGUUUGCCGACACGCAGGCCUUGCUUUGGCCAGGCGUUGAGGUCUUAGAUAACUUGCUGGCACUUCGACGGGAAUGA